Molecule: messenger RNA, 1165 nt
Organism: Tachysurus fulvidraco (yellow catfish)
Lineage: Eukaryota; Metazoa; Chordata; Actinopteri; Siluriformes; Bagridae
Gene: zmat2
Product: zinc finger, matrin-type 2
Exons: 6
Coding region: 126-722 (198 amino acids)
Biological process (GO): mRNA splicing, via spliceosome
Cellular component (GO): spliceosomal complex; U4/U6 x U5 tri-snRNP complex
Molecular function (GO): nucleic acid binding; zinc ion binding
Source: RefSeq, a predicted model, not a curated record
UUUUUAUUUUGCUCUGGUUUAAGUCACGUGUUACCGUGAGGUUCUAGCUGAGCUUUUAUUUUGAAGUGUAAAGGUAAACUUAACGGUUCCUGUUUACGUCACCGGAAGAACAUUAGCUGUGCAACAUGGCGUCCGGCAGUGGUGCAAAGAAUGAUUUUCGGCGCAAGUGGGACAAGGAUGAGUAUGAACAAUUGGCUCAAAAGCGGAUCACAGAGGAAAGAGAGAAAAAAGAUGGCAAACCCGUACCCCCAGUCAAACGAGAGCUCCUCCGGCACAGAGACUACAAAGUGGAUUUGGAGUCUAAGCUUGGAAAGACCAUCGUCAUCACAAAGACCACGCCACAGGCUGAGAUGGGAGGGUACUACUGCAAUGUUUGUGAUUGUGUUGUGAAAGACUCCAUCAACUUUUUGGAUCACAUUAAUGGCAAGAAGCACCAGAGGAACCUGGGAAUGUCAAUGAGAGUGGAACGCUCCUCGUUGGACCAAGUUAAAAAACGUUUCGAGGUGAACAAAAAGAAACUGGAAGAAAAACAAAAGGAGUACGAUUUUGAAGAACGAAUGAAGGAAUUGCGAGAAGAGGAAGAAAAGGCAAAAGCAUACAAAAAGGAGAAGCUAAAAGAAAAGAAACGAAAAGCAGAAGAAGACCUUAAUUUUGAAGAUGAUGAUGAAAUGGCUGCUGUAAUGGGAUUCUCAGGAUUCGGUUCCUCCAAAAAGGGCCAUUGAAUAUUAAUGUGUUGCGUGUACCAAUGCUGAGGCCUCACUGUUCUAUUUGGCUUGAGGACUGGUCUGAUUUUUUUUUUUUAAAUGCACAAUGAGAAUACAAUGAGAAAAUUCAAAGCCAACAACUAAUCCACUUAUUUUGCCAUCCUUGGUUAUUUGAUAUUUUAGUACUUGUCUAAGUCUGGUGAUUUAGUAUUCCAAUCAUUUGUCCAGUCUCUACUAUAGAUUUGUAGUUACACAGUAAACUAAAGCAAUAUGGCAUUGAUCUAAUGAAUCUCUCACUGACAUGAGGUAAAGUGUGUAGGUGCUAAAGGAUAAAACGUUUGUUUUUUUCCCUUAGCUUUUGGUCCUCUUUUAAGAUUUGAAUGUUUGUUGACUUUUUUUUCAUGUUCAUUUUACAUUAAAAACCUUUUAACCUUUUUAUUUGAAUAAAUAUUUAAUUACUA